AUGGAACUCACGACGCUGACUACAUAUGUCGAGAAACUAGAGAACUAUCUACAGUGGGAUCCUAUUCAGAAUCGACAAGGUCAAGAAAAACACCUUUUUGUACAAGCAUUAACUGAGCUUGCUGCUUUACCACUGGAUAGCAUUAAUAUGGAGAUCCGCAGGCUGCUUGUCGUCCCGACUACUGGAACUCUAUCUCAGGAAACCACUUUAAACACAAUAGAUUAUCAUACAGGAAAAGUGGAGACAAGACCAAUGCAUUUACGCAAUGUUAUUGCAGCACUAAGUGCACGUGACGUACUGCUGAAGUGUAAAGCUGCAAAUGCGGUGGGUUCAUUGUGCAUUUCACGGGUUGCUGGCCAACAACUGCUGGAUUUGUAUGGAGACGAGAUACUGAAAAGCGUUUCCAAGAUGGCGAUGGGCAAAAAUCAGUGGAUGCAAGGAGAUGCCUUCUUUGUACUCGGAUGGAUGGUUGUUAUUGCAGACAAAUCCAUGUUGGUGUCAAUUGGAGACCUCCUACCGACCGUGAUCAGAGGUUUGCAUCGGAAUUUGAAGUUAUCCUUGGAGAAAGAAGCUGACGCUGACAAAGAGAUGAAAAAAGUUGCGAGACGGCGGUCCAAAGCGGCGUUAAUCUCGUCGGAGCAAGCCUCAAACUUUCGGAUAUAUGCGCUUGUGCUGCUGUUAAAUUUUAGUCAACGACAUGUAAAUGUAUUUGAAAACCAAUUGGAGAGACUACUGCCGAUGUUACGAGACUUAGUGGCGAGGCUGCUCGAUUCCGUGCCGUAUGCAUUCGUAGACGACGAAUGUACGAUUUCAGACUUGACUACGACGAUAUUUUUUGAUGCAUCCGAGUACGCAGAAGUGUUGAGAUUGACCGUUGCUCUCUUAAGUGUAAUUGCCGAUCAGCUUGACAGUGUCGGUCCUCAACUUUUAGAGCUCAAGGCGUUGCCUUGUAUAAUAAAACUCCAGCGAGUGCCCGAUUUACCUCAAAUUUGUGAACUUGUUGGUGAAACGGCGAGACAAGAUAUUGCUGAGAGAGUAAGAGCAGUUGUGGAGAUUCUCCUCAAAUGUAGAUAG
Peronospora belbahrii is the source of this 1074-nucleotide messenger RNA. NCBI's taxonomy places the organism in Eukaryota, Oomycota, Peronosporomycetes, Peronosporales, Peronosporaceae. The record is from the annotation of a GenBank genome assembly.